Molecule: messenger RNA, 437 nt
Organism: Bursaphelenchus xylophilus (pine wood nematode)
Lineage: Eukaryota; Metazoa; Nematoda; Chromadorea; Rhabditida; Aphelenchoididae
Source: the annotation of a GenBank genome assembly
AUGCAAAAUGCGCAGUCUUGCCUAUAUAAGGACCAACCUUUCUGGAAAAAAUCUGUUUGUCAACAAAUCGUGAGUACCGGUGUGAAGGUAGAACUGGAGAAAUGGUCAACGAAACGGAGCAGAGGAAGGUGCUGCCAUGCUGCCGAUACCAAAGUCUCCAGUUCCCAGUUCGUUGCAAAGUACAAAUCCCAUUGCGCGAUGUCACCAAGCGAGGAGCCGAUGGCCAUUGGCAGUGGAGCAAAAAUGGCCAAGAAGGUAAAACGGCCACAGUCCCCCAGAGAGUUCUUCAGGUAAGUUAGUGCCACCGUAAAAGACCCUUUUUCAGAAACGACAGGCGACUGGAAGAGGUGAGGCGGCUAUACGUUGACCUCUACAAUCUUCUGGACCGUCUCUAUAAGGCACAAACCAAAGCUGAAAAAAAGCAUACGCUAGAUUAG